Messenger RNA from Scylla paramamosain (green mud crab), 646 nucleotides. It is a transcript of the gene galla-1, whose product is annotated as cytosolic iron-sulfur assembly component 2A-like. The coding region runs from base 198 to 608 and encodes 136 amino acids. The transcript is spliced from 5 exons. Lineage: Eukaryota; Metazoa; Arthropoda; Malacostraca; Decapoda; Portunidae. The record is from RefSeq and is a predicted model, not a curated record.
UCAAACUCCAUUUCUUCGUAUUUACACUCGCGCAAUAAGUGCAGGCAUAACUCAUCCCCCGAGUGUUUAUUGGCACAGAACUUAAUACAACAACGACUUUCAAGAAAGACACCACCGAGAAGUGAACUGAAGUGAUUCUGAUAUCAAAGCAAGUCAGAAGGCUCUUCCCUGCCUAGCUAAAUGUCACGCACUGGAGGAUGAAAAUGGAUGAAUCAGAGCUGGAGGAGCUGUCUGCCACUGUAUAUGAUAUCCUGCGAACACUAAGAGAUCCAGAGAAGGAUGCCACUUUGGAGGACCUAAAUGUCAUUCAGGAGGACAGGGUCAAGGUUGAAAAAUUCAGUGAAGACAAGUUUCUUGUAAAGGUGGAGUUUGUUCCAACAGUGCCUCACUGCUCCUUGGCCACACUUAUUGGCCUUUGCAUCCGACAGAAAUUACAACAGUGUCUACCUUAUCCCUGUAAAGUUGACAUUAAUAUUGCCCCAGGCACUCACACUACAGAGGAAGAUGUGAACAAACAAAUAAAUGACAAGGAACGAGUGGCUGCUGCUCUUGAGAACCCAAACCUCAUGCAAGUAGUUGAGAAGUGCCUGGUAGAGAAAGACUACUAAUUCAAGAUCACAUCUGUAGCAGAUAACUGUGCUGUUUA